AUUUAUUAUCAUUUCCUUCCCUUGUCCGGCCUUAGCUGCGCCUCUGUAAUGCUUACUAAAACCCAAAACCCUUAAAAUCUAAACAGAAAAGUCUCAACACAAAAAAUGAAAGCAUUUAGAAUAGCAAGAAUUCUGAACACCCAGACAUCAAAACCCAUAAAUUCAAAUCCUUUCAAUCUGAUUCUACUGCCCCGUUUCUUCUCAGCUCAACCCGAACCCAACUACACUGAAAUCGAGAACAACGACUCCGUCUUCGACAGCAGCCACUACACGAUCCCAGGUAUUCCUAAUGACGAUAGUAGCAUCACAGCAGCCUCUCAAGAGCCUGCUUGGGAUGAGAAAUACAGAGAACGAGCUGAUAAAGUAGUGUUUGGGCAAGAAACCCAGAAAAAAUCCCACUUCAAAAAGAUCCAGGAGCAGGAAUUUGAGGAUGAGAGAAGGAGAAUUUUAGCUAAAGCUUUGCUUGAGGCCGCGCUCGAACGGCCGGAUGAGGAGGAGGAUGAUGAGGUGGUUAAGGAGGAGGAUCAGAAAUCUCUUUGUGUUGGUAUUAUUGGUGCUCCUAAUGCUGGGAAAUCUGCCUUGACUAAUUAUAUGGUUGGGACAAAGGUUUCUGCUGUGUCACGGAAAACAAAUACAACAACUCAUGAAGUAUUGGGAGUAAUGACAAAAGGGAACACCCAAAUUUGUUUUUUUGAUACUCCUGGGCUUAUGCUAAAGAGCAAUGGAUUUACUUACAAAGAUGUGAAGGCUCGUGUGGAAAAUGCUUGGAGUGCAGUUGAUUUAUAUGAUAUGCUCAUGGUUGUUUUCGAUGUUCAUAGGCAUCUUACCAGGCCUGAUUCAAGAGUGAUGAGAUUAAUUGAACGUGUUGGAGAACAAACAGACUCAAAACAGAAGAGGAUAUUAUGUAUGAACAAGGUAGAUCUGGUUGAGAAAAAGAAAGACUUGCUCAAGGUUGCCGAGCAAUGCAAAGAUCUUCAUGGAUAUGAUAGGUGCUUCAUGAUAUCAGGACUGAAGGGUGCUGGCGUGAAGGAUCUAACACAAUAUUUGAUGGAGCAGGCAAUUAAAAGACCUUGGGAUGAGGACCCGUUAAAUAUGAGCGAAGAAGUCAUGAAAAACAUUUCCUUAGAGGUUGUUCGAGAAAAGUUAUUAGAUCAUGUACAUCAGGAAAUCCCAUACGGUAUAGAACAUAGAUUGAUAGAGUGGAAGGAGCUACGAGAUGGUUCUAUCAGGAUUGAACAACACUUGAUCACUCCCAAGCUAAGCCAGCGGAAGAUAAUUGUGGGUAAAAAAGGCUCAAAAAUAGGAAGGAUAGGUAUUGAAGCCAAUCAAGAGCUGAGAUCCAUUUUUAAGAAAGAAGUACACUUGAUCCUCCAGGUUAGACUUAAAUGAUCAGUUUAGCAAGAAGACCAAGUCUUGGUGAUCAGUUCAGCUAGCAGAAAGGUAAACCAGAGUUGAAUGAGCCACAGAAGAUGAGUUCUGAAAUGGCUAAAUUUUGCCAAGAUAUCGCACACACGAGGGCAGAGAUACCGGACAAACUGAAUGAAACAUCAAUACUUGCAUGCUAACACCAUUUUUAUAAUUGUAGAUAUGACCCUACGGCAAGUAGCUUCAAGUUCCAAUCUCCUUUCUUGGCUUCAUGAAGGCUAUUUAGAAGCGAGAUUUAAGUGACUUGUAGCAUUUUUGUUUCUUUUUGUCUGCAGCUUUGUGCCUCUCAUUUUUGGUAAUUGAGAAAUCUAUCCUAUAAGCAUUGUCUGAGAGCGAAAUCACUUAUGGAUCGACUAAGGCUGGUACGAAGACUCCUACGAGGAAGCAAAAAAAUCUAGGAUUGUCCAGAGGGGACUUACCAUACAACUGCUGGCUUUCAUUCAGACGGUAGCCAAAUCAGUUCUAAUUUGCUUGCUUGAUGAGGAACCUAAGGAAACUAAAACAAAUGUUCUAUUUUAUAAUUUUUAUUUAAUUAUUUGUUUUUUGAUAGCGGGAAGGAGAGGUUUAAUCUUAACCUGGCUUUCAGAAUUGUACAAUAUGUUCUUACACACUUGUCGAGACGAUGUUGUGUUUUAUUUGACGUCGAGAUUCUUGCA
Messenger RNA from Mercurialis annua (annual mercury), 2081 nucleotides. RefSeq names its product GTP-binding protein ERG. Lineage: Eukaryota; Viridiplantae; Streptophyta; Magnoliopsida; Malpighiales; Euphorbiaceae. The record is from RefSeq and is a predicted model, not a curated record. Bases 106 to 1389 code for a protein of 427 amino acids. Gene Ontology annotation, biological process: ribosomal small subunit assembly. Gene Ontology annotation, molecular function: ribosomal small subunit binding; GTP binding; rRNA binding. The transcript is spliced from 8 exons.